CGCACGUAAUCUGUGUGAGGUCCAGUGAGGUCGUUACACAUCGGAUUCUCAAUGUCACGCGACGAGUCACAAUAAGAAAAAGGCAAGAACCGAUCGAAAAACUCGUUUAAUGAGAGUCUCCGCAGCAGUCAGGUUCGAAUUGGAAGUGCGCGAACCGCAAGAGACGAUUAGCGGUAGAAGACGCGCAGGUUCAACAGCCUACCUUCCUACGAACUACUCCUAUUCUUCUUCACCACCUCCUUCGUAAUCAAACAACAUCAUCAUCAGUUUAGUUGUGUGCAGCGAACGGUCAAAAUGCAGCAGCCGAAGAUAAUAUUUUGCGUACUGCUGGUGUCUUUGGUGACCCUAGCAAGGGCGGAGCCACCCACAAAUCCCAUCUACAACGCUGGCAAUCAGAAAUUCGCCAUGGAACUCUUUCAGGAGGUGCUGCGAACGGAACCAGGAAACCUGCUGGUCAGUCCCGUCUCCCUGCAGAUGGUGAUGAGCGUUGCGGCGAUCGGCGCCAGAGGUCCCACGCAGCUGGAGGCCCUCGACGUGCUCAAACUUCCACCGAACGAGCAGAUCGUAGUGCGCACUCUGAACUACAUCAUCUCCACGCUGAAGGGCAACGAGAACUUUGCGCUGAACCUUGCCAACGGCCUCUUCGUGAGCGAUCAGUUCAGGAUCAACGAGACCUUCAGGAGUCUGGUCCAGAGAGGCUUCGGGGCUCAGGUGCAGACGUUGGAUUUUCAGCAGCGAGAGCAGUCAUCGAACGCCAUCAACAAUUGGGUAGCUCAGAAAACGAACAACAAGAUAAAGGAACUGGUGUCGCCCAACGAAUUGCUUCCCGAAAGUAGACUAUUUCUGCUCAACGCCAUCCAUUUCAAAGGUAAUUGGCUCAAGCCCUUCGACCAAUACGACACCAUCUUGAGACCGUUCCAUCUGGAUAACGGCGCCGUCGAGAACGUCCACAUGAUGCAGAUAACAGAUUCCUUCGACUACUACGACAACGGCGAAUACCAGCUGCUGUCGAUGCCGUACGAAGGAGGCGAAGCCUCCAUGGUCUUCAUUCUUCCCAGGAAGGGAAGAUCGUUGCAAAACGUGCAGCUGCAAAAUCUAAUCUCGGCACCGUUCACCCAGCAGCUGGUGCGCGUGCAAAUCCCCAGGUUCAGCAUCGAAACAACAGUUCAGUUCAAGCCGAUCCUGGAAAAGAUGGGAAUGAGACACAUCUUCAGCCGGGCCGCUGAUUUGAGUGGUAUUGGAUCGGAUUUGAUCGUCGACAAGGUUGUGCAGAAGACGUUCAUCAAUGUGACGGAGAAGGGCACGGAGGCGGCGGCCGCCACUGCAGGAGGCGUUGUCACGCUGUCUAUCCCCGCCCCGGACCAUCGCGUCAAAUCGGAGUUCAUAGCGGACCGCCCCUUCCUGGUCGUCCUCCACCUGAUCAACAGCCCGAACGCCCGCCGAGCCCAGCAUCCCGAAUACAUCCUCUUCACCGGCCGCAUUGCAUCCCCAUAAACCGUUUAAACAUCCUACUCCUCGACGAAAGACAGACAGAGAGAUACAGAAUGAAAGGAACACUAUUAACGAACCUAAAAUAAAAACUACUAUUAAGUGAAACUUGACGAACAUCAAUUUAGACUGAUUAGCAUCCGUGCGGCUUUUUGCAGCGACAGUCAUCGAGCGGAUAGGCGAGGAGGAGGACCUCUCGCAGCCACCGUUCGUCGCCGAUCAUCCAUUCGCGAUUUGCCUCCUGCAUAAGGACGAGCACAUCCUCUUCGGCGGACGCGUCAACAUUCCAAUUAGCUAGAAUAGGAACA
Molecule: messenger RNA, 1796 nt
Organism: Nicrophorus vespilloides
Lineage: Eukaryota; Metazoa; Arthropoda; Insecta; Coleoptera; Silphidae
Product: serpin I2-like
Exons: 5
Coding region: 295-1494 (399 amino acids)
Molecular function (GO): serine-type endopeptidase inhibitor activity
Source: RefSeq, a predicted model, not a curated record